AUGAUGAACUUUUUAAAUUUUUGUAUCUUUACAUUUUGUUUUUUAAUAUAUGUUCAAUGUUCUACUACUGAAAGUUUCAAAUUCAUUUACGUCAAUUAUAUAAAAGAUAAUAAUUUAAAGAAUGAAUCAGAUAAUUUUCAAUAUAUUUAUGUAAAUGAAAACGAAGAUAAAUUUCAAAUAAAAAGUUCAGUUGUAGGAGAAAUUAAACUAGAGGAUGAAAUAUACUUUUACAAGAGUUUUACAAAGGUAAUUAAUUAUUUUAAAUAUGGAAUACCAGUUAAUGUAAAUUUUAUUUUUGAAUAUAAUGAUGGUGAUUUAAUUUUACUUAAUCAUGAUAAAAAAGGAGUUAUCUGUAAAAUUAGUGACUUAUAUUAUAGUGAAAAUGGUACAAAAUAUACAACUAACAAAAAAGAAAUGUAUGUAAAAAGUGAAGUAUUUGAUAUAGUAAGUUAUUCUAAUUAUAAUAACGAUAUGAUAAAGAGUGUAGCAUUAUGUGAAAUUAAAAAUGAUGUUUUUUUGCCAACGAAAUAUUUGUGUUAUCCAUCAUUUAAUGUGGGAUUAAAUGCAACUUUUAUAAAAAAUGAGGAAUAUAAAAAAUUAUUAGAAUCAAUAAAUUUAUACAUGAUUGAGGAUAAUGCCCCUUUACUUCAAAAAAUAUCGGAUUAUUUUAAAAACUUAUUUAAAGUUGAUUUUGAGAAUAUUAACUUUUCCUAUUACAUUUUUAAUAAAACAAUAUUAUGUAAUUUACAGAAUUUUUUACCUAACAAUAUAAAAGAUUACCAAAAAGAUGAAGAAAUACAACAUAAAUUACAGCUAUAUAAUGAUGAAUACAUUGAUAGUAAUAAUACUUAUUUAUUUAGUAAUAUGUCAGAUUAUAAAAAAAUAGAUGAUAAAUUUAUUAUAUGGAGACACAAAAAUAAAAAUUUAGUUGAAAAAAAUUUCGAAAAAUGUAAUACCUUUUUUUUUAAUCAGAGUAAUUAUAUAUCUGAAUACAAAAAUUUACAAAUUGUUUAUGAAAGCUCCUUAUAUAAGCAUAUAAAUUUAUUUAAAAAUGCAUCUUUAACAGAAAUAAAAAGUAUUUCUUCUGUAGGAGAAUACACUGCAUUUUUAUAUAAAUAUGAUGAUUACAUUGUAAUAUUAAAAAAUUAUAAGCCUUAUUUAUAUUUUCAACUAAAAAGCGUAGUAGAUAUAGUGCUAUUCCAAGAUAGUUAUAAUGAUUUAAACUUUUAUUACAUUAAUUUAGAUAUUGUUAAGAACACAAUGUACAUAUAUAGAUGUAAUUUAAAUUCAGAUGACUUGAAAUGCAAAGAAAUAUCUUAUAUUCCUUAUGAGAAUAAUGUACAGCAGCCAACCUUUUAUAUAUCAACUGUUCAAAAAAGAGAUAUUUCUGCUGUUUUUGUAAGUACAAAAACUAAGAUUUGGAAAAUAUAUAAAAAUAAAAACAAUACAUAUGAGAGAAAAAUAUUAGAUUACAUAUCAAAUAAAGAUACAGAAUAUUUUGGUCAUAUAAAUUGUUAUAUAAUGGAAAUAAUAUAUGAGAAAAAACUAUUUUAUAAAUACUUAAGCAACAAAUCUAAGAAUGUAGAUAAGGUAAAUGGUUGUUCAUAUUUAAAGCAUUUUACUGAUUCUGAGAACUCAUUACUUACAUCAUUUAUGGAAAAUAAACACUUUAUGCAGAAAACUUAUCAUAUAAUUAAGGAUAAAAAAUUUAUUGUUUCAUCUGGAAGUACUAAUUUAACAAUAAAAGUAAAUGAAAUGUCAAAUUUAAUUAUGAUAUUCUUUAUUAUUAUUAUCCUACUUUUAGCUGUUUAUGUAAUUUUUAAAAUUGUGUCAUUUAAUAAAUCAAAAUUUGGAAAAAUGAAGCAAUAUAUCUUUGAUGAUGCUAGAACUAGUUGCGCAUCAACUGUGGGAAGGGCCUAA
Molecule: messenger RNA, 1920 nt
Organism: Plasmodium relictum
Lineage: Eukaryota; Apicomplexa; Aconoidasida; Haemosporida; Plasmodiidae
Product: conserved Plasmodium protein, unknown function
Exons: 2
Coding region: 1-1920 (639 amino acids)
Source: RefSeq, a predicted model, not a curated record